This is a messenger RNA of Sipha flava (yellow sugarcane aphid), 958 nucleotides long. RefSeq names its product V-type proton ATPase subunit D (gene Vha36-1). Bases 173 to 898 code for a protein of 241 amino acids. Gene Ontology annotation, molecular function: proton-transporting ATPase activity, rotational mechanism. NCBI's taxonomy places the organism in Eukaryota, Metazoa, Arthropoda, Insecta, Hemiptera, Aphididae. The record is from RefSeq and is a predicted model, not a curated record. The transcript is spliced from 6 exons. Gene Ontology annotation, cellular component: proton-transporting V-type ATPase complex.
AAUAAAACAAUAUUGAAGAUUGCACACAUACAAUCAACAGUAGUUUCCCAAAAUAUUAAGAAGCUCAAUCUGAUCGAAAGUUUUUGAUUUUCGUUAUGCUAUUGAAUAUUUAUUGAAUUAUUUUCUUCCGUUUUAAAAUUUUACCAGUUAUAUUUUACAGCAGCUAUUAAUCAUGUCGGGAAAAGACAAAUUACCAAUUUUUCCAUCCCGUGGUGCUCAAACCAUGAUGAAAGGGCGUCUCAUGGGUGCACAAAAAGGUCAUAGUUUGUUAAAGAAAAAAGCUGAUGCCUUACAGAUGAGAUUUCGUUUGAUCCUUAGCAAAAUAAUUCAAACAAAGACAUUGAUGGGUGAAGUAAUGAAAGAAGCAGCAUUCUCUUUAGCUGAAGCUAAAUUUACAACUGGUGAUUUUAAUCAAGUUGUCUUGCAAAAUGUUACAAAAGCUCAAAUAAAAAUUCGCACCAAAAAAGAUAAUGUUGCUGGUGUGACAUUACCAGUUUUUGAAAGUUAUCAGGAUGGUACAGAUACAUAUGAAUUGGCUGGUUUAGCUCGUGGUGGUCAGCAAUUGGCAAAACUUAAGAAAAACUAUCAAACUGCUAUUAAACUUUUGGUUGAAUUAGCAUCAUUGCAAACAUCUUUUGUUACAUUAGACGAUGUUAUUAAAAUAACAAAUAGAAGAGUCAAUGCUAUUGAACAUGUUAUUAUACCCAGAAUUGAAAAAACACUUGCCUACAUUAUUUCUGAACUUGAUGAACUAGAGCGAGAAGAAUUUUACAGAUUAAAGAAAAUUCAGGAUAAGAAGAAGAUUGCCAAUAAAAAGAAAGAACAACAUAAGAAAGAUUUGAAGGAAGCCGAGUAUAGUAACAUGUUGGAUGAAGGAGAUGAGGAUUUGUUAUUUUAAUUGAGAUAAUGUCAAAAAUAUUUUACCUCAAAUAAAUAUGAAUUAGGCACUGUAAAAGAA